AUGUGUCCAAAAAAUUUGAUCAUCACUUGUGUUCUUGCAGCCAUCUUAGUAUGUUGUAAUGGCGCGGCAAGGCCUGCGGUGGGUGGCUUCGUGGGAAGAAAUGGCGUCGAGUUUGUUAAGGAUGGAAAGCCUUUCCAUUUCAAUGGAUUCAAUGCAUAUUGGCUAAUGUACAUGGGGUCGAACCCUUCAACGAGCAACAAGGUUUCGAGUGUCUUCACUCAAGCUUCCAAGAUUGGAAUGAAUGUUGCGAGAACAUUUGCUUUCAAUGAUGGCGGGAGUAAUCCCCUCCAAAAAUCCCCCGGCUUAUACGAUGAAAAUAUGUUUAAGGGUUUGGAUUUUGUGGUGUCUGAAGCAAAGAAAAAUGGAAUAUAUUUGAUACUGUCGAUGGUGAACAAUUAUAAAGAUUUGGGAGGGAGGAGCCAAUAUGUGGAAUGGGCCAAACAGAAGGGUGAAAAAGUCGACAAUGAAGAUCAAUUCUACACCAAUCCUACUAUCAAAACCUUCUACAAAAAUCAUGUCAAGACUGUGUUGACACGAGUGAACACAAUUACCGGUGUAGCUUAUAAAGAUGAACCUGCAAUAUUUUCAUGGGAGCUCAUGAACGAACCACGAUGCAAUAUUGAUACCUCUGGAAAAACUGUUCAAGAUUGGGUGGAAGAAAUGUCAGCUUAUAUAAAAUCAAUCGACAAGAGCCAUCUUCUGGAAAUUGGGCUUGAAGGGUUUUAUGGGGAGUCGAAGAGACAACUAAACCCUAAUUCUUUAUUAUUGGGGACUGAUUUUAUUUCCCUCAAUAGACUUGCUAAUGUGGAUUGGGCUACAGUUCAUCUCUACCCUGAUCAAUGGCUACAAGGUUCCAACGAUUCGACACAGCUCACAUUCGCUAGGAAUUGGGUUCAAGAACACGCAAACGACGCCAAGUCCAUUUUAGGGAAGCCAUUGGCGCUGGCCGAGUUUGGAAAAAAUUCAAAAUCGAGUGGCUUCACUAUUGAAGCGCGCGAAAAUUAUUACCGGGACAUGUAUGAUGCUGUAUAUAAUUGUGCUAAGAAUAGAGGGCCGUGUAGCGGUGCUCUGUUUUGGCAGUUGCUGGCCGAGGGGAUGGACGGCUACGGCGAUGGUUAUGAAGUCGUGUUAGAAAAAAGUCCUUCCACCGCGGCCGUUAUCAACACCCAAUCUCGUAGAAUGUCUACACUCGCUUGA
Andrographis paniculata is the source of this 1197-nucleotide messenger RNA. Its product is annotated as mannan endo-1,4-beta-mannosidase 4-like. NCBI's taxonomy places the organism in Eukaryota, Viridiplantae, Streptophyta, Magnoliopsida, Lamiales, Acanthaceae. The coding region runs from base 1 to 1197 and encodes 398 amino acids. The record is from RefSeq and is a predicted model, not a curated record. Gene Ontology annotation, molecular function: hydrolase activity, hydrolyzing O-glycosyl compounds. The transcript has 5 exons.